UCGAAUAUAACAACAUGUCGCUCGAGAACAUAUAUAAAUCGUAUUGCGGGGCGAGAAGACUUCUGGAUUUGUCACAAUUUGGAAAGAUUUGCAGAGACUUGGUUGUUCUUGAUAAGAAAGUUACUGAGGCUGAUGUAGACAUCGCUUAUGAGAGAAACAGGGACAAAGCUGAGCGUGGACUCACGUACGAACAAUUCGUAGAUGCAUUGAAAUAUCUGGCAAGGCUAAAAUUCCGUGACCUUGAUACUCGUGAACAGAUGAAAGCCAUGGAAAAACAAAUCAUUGAGCGCAGUGCAAAAUCUAUGGAGGCUUCAACCGACAGAGUAUCGGACACCUCAAAAUAUACAACCGCGGAUCCAGUUGAUGAGAGCGGGGAGGGAGCAGGUAUGGAUGGCCGUCUCAGUUACGAUCAAAAAGAGGGCUACGUGGGAUCUUACGUUCCUUGAAAAUGACCGAUUGAAAGUUACUACCUCAGUAUAUUCAUUGCAAAUCUCUAUUUACGUUUAAUUAUUUAGUAAUAUUAUAAUGUAGAUCAAAUUUUGGGGGGAAACGGCAUUUUUUAUCAACAGGAUCUUGAACCAGGGUGGUCGGAGCCUUUUCUUUUUUGCAAACGGCGCAUCGAGUGUGACGUCACAACGAUUAUUCCCAUUCGCCCUGAUAGCGUCAAAUUUAACCGUGGCCAUAACUGUUGAACCGGAGAAACAUUGAAAUUAAUCAGUGAUUCAAAGUUUCAAAAUAUUCAAUAAAUCUGAAUUUUGUAUGUAGAAAGAAAUUUCUUAGUUAUCUCUAUGUGGAGGGGGAAGGUGGCGUUAAGAUGGCCGUUAAAUAAGAUGAACAGGAAAGUUGAUAAGAGGCUUAUCAUAUGACAAGUUCAUGUCGGGGAUGGGAUCAGUUAGCCAGUUAUUUGUUUCGUACGCAUGGACUUGAUUGUGGAGAAAGUAGUAACUGAACCACAUUACGACAGUGAGAAGUCCAGCAAUCCCCUCGCACAUAAUUAACCCCACAAGAUUCGAACUCACGAAGGGUAAUCAGAGGUGGUAUACGUAUUCCAACCGCUUAGCACAAUGAGCCAACUGUCGACCUAUAUUGGUCUUCGUACGAUGAAAAUAAUUAUCCACAUUAUAUCAACACACUAUACUGUGAUUUUUAUUGGAAAAUUAAAUCUAGUGUUGUGAUCACUACUAUAAAUAUAAAAGUGUAAAAAGUAAAUAAUCGGAAAAAAUAAAAAUUAAAUGGAGAAGAUCACAGAUUAGUUCCAAUUUUGAAUUUUAUGCCCGGGUGGUACAAACCCUGGCACGUGGGUCAGGUAAAAGAAUCACUUUUGGGUUUUCCCAGACUGCGAUCCGAAAGGCCUCUAUAUAAAUUAUUUGCAGCCUUUUGAUCUCGCAACCUUGGACCACCCAGUUCUAUGCUGUGCUGAAAAUUUUCAGUUCAUGCCGGUUUCGGGUAAAGCCAACUUUCCCAACACAGAAGUAAUUUUGCAGUUUUUCAGAAGUAAUUUUGCUUUUGUAUUCGCUGUAGUAUUACCAGAAUUCUUGAGUUGAUUAUACUAAUUGCUAUAUUACUUAUUCAAAAUUGCAUGAAAAACAUCGCUCCGGAAGUAUUCCUAUCAAGAUGACGCACAACCUGAACAACCCUGAUCCGGUACACAUACUAUGUUCAGGUUGUGCGCCAUCUUGGUACGAAUACUUAGGGAGCACCUAAAAAACUACUUAAAUUUUGCAAAAAUAGGAAUGCAAAUAUAACAAUAGCUAAGAAGCCCAUUAAAGAUUGAAUAAAGUAGCUGUUAUACUAAGGAAAGGAAGAACAAAGGGUUGCAAAUCAGGCAGAGGGUGGAAUUUAACAAAACGGUUGGGAACCACUAGUGAAGCUUAUCAAAAAAACGACCAAAAUUCAUUCCAAGAUCUGUGGCAGAAAUCCGCAAUCAUCUCUGAUCUGUAUGAAAUUCGAACCUGAGAAUUUGAACUGGGUGACCAAGUAGUAAUUGUAACAAUCUUAUAGAGGCAUUCUCUGGACCUUUUCCUGUUAUAUCAAAUUAACAGACAUCUCAAAUAGAACACGGUAACCUAUUUAUUCUUUCUGUUUCGGAGUCAGAUUAAUAUCUAGCUAGUUUGAUUAGUAGUUAGAAGUUAAGACGCUUCAUAAUAUCAUAUUUUACGGACAAUAAAACGCACAGUCAAUAAAUUGCUUAGACUGGGUUUUGUUUUAUACAUGAGGUGCAUAAAGCACUAACUGAUUCAUACAUCAGGCGCAAGAUCAAUUUUUAAGAAGAGAAAAAAAAUUUUAGUGCGCCUCAUGGUUCA
Styela clava is the source of this 2303-nucleotide messenger RNA. The record is from RefSeq and is a predicted model, not a curated record. NCBI's taxonomy places the organism in Eukaryota, Metazoa, Chordata, Ascidiacea, Stolidobranchia, Styelidae.